Messenger RNA from Cydia splendana, 579 nucleotides. RefSeq names its product putative carbonic anhydrase 2. The transcript has 2 exons. The record is from RefSeq and is a predicted model, not a curated record. Lineage: Eukaryota; Metazoa; Arthropoda; Insecta; Lepidoptera; Tortricidae. Bases 1 to 579 code for a protein of 192 amino acids.
AUGUGUUGUGUCAGGAUCCCGGCGGCCGCGCCGCUGCGCCGCCCGCGCUCGCCCGGCGGCGACGCGCGCGACUCCGGCCCCGACAGGAUGCCUCCGAAGAAAUUCGGUCCUCCGGGCAGCGCGACCGCUCCGACCCCCGUCGCUAGAGCCAACAACGCACGCAACGACGACAGGGGUCGUCCCGACAACCGUGGUGACAACCGUGGCGACAACCGUGGUGACAACCGUGGCGAUAACCGUGGCGACAACCGUGGUGACAACCGUGGCGACAACCGUGGUGACAACCGUGGUGACAACCGUGGUGACAACCGUGGUGACAACCGUGGUGACAACCGUGGUGACAACCGUGGCGACAACCGCGGCCAGGACAACCGCAGCCGCUCGGACAAAUGGGGGCAGGACCGCGGCCGUCCGGAUAACCGGGAGCAGGGGGACCGAGGCCGUUCGGAUAACCGUGGUUCUGACAACCGCGGUUCUGAAAAUCGUUCGGAUAACCGUGGCCGCUCGGACAACUGGCAGGACAACCGUGGAUCUGAUAAUCGGAGCAGAUUCAACCGAUCGAAUGACGGUAAUUUGUGA